Umbelopsis ramanniana AG is the source of this 2231-nucleotide messenger RNA. RefSeq lists its product as uncharacterized. The record is from RefSeq and is a predicted model, not a curated record. The transcript has a single exon. The coding region runs from base 96 to 2231 and encodes 711 amino acids. Lineage: Eukaryota; Fungi; Mucoromycota; Umbelopsidomycetes; Umbelopsidales; Umbelopsidaceae.
CGCACGGAGACAGCUAUUGAAACGUAUAACUAAAGGGCGUCCGCGGCCACAUAGUCGCCGAAGUUACAAGUUUUCUGCUUCCCUAGCCAAAAAAAAUGGGAGAAGACAAACCAAAACGGAAAUCACUGGGAUUCAGCUUUUUCAAAAAGAAGGAUAAGAACAAGGCGGAGGGUCAUGCACAGCCUGAUUCUCAAAGCCCUCCACCUUAUGCCGCCUCAGUAUCAACUCCUGUAUCCGUUUAUGAAAAGCCUAAACCACAGAUUAGCAAAGCGGUGCCGACACAUGAAGUUCCUGUGGCACGACCUAUCACCGUUGAUGCCAUUGAUACUUCCACAAUGACGUUAGAGCAACGGCUGUUAAUCAUCAAAAAAAGGGUGGACGAAGCAAGGAGAGGUAUGGCAAUUUUUGGUGGCGUAAGAAGUUCGACCGAGUUCAAAAUGACCGUCACCAUUGAUGGAAAGAACCCAAAGACUGAUCCGGCUCUUAGGCGCUAUUCCGAUGAACUUCCUUGUGAGCACCCUUCGUUCAAGCUCUUAGAAGCGUCAGAUAUUAUGAAGGAAAAUGGGCUGCUACAGCAAAUACAAGAUUACAGCGAGGUGGAUCCAGAAGCCAUUCCGUCUUACCAAGGUCAAGUCCCAGGAACUUUGUCGCUAGCGGCUUUUAACAAUGAGAUUUAUUGGUACAUUAAAAGCGCUGAUGUCGAACUUCGAGUCACGUUUUGGCUUUCUCCAGAAAUUCCCCCAUUUCAAACGCCUGCCCUUAUAGAAUUAUUGUCUGUUCGAAGAUUAAUAGGACUACCCGAAACGCCAAAAGAACGAUACGACAGCUUGUUAAAACUAGUUGGUCCAGGCUGCUUCGCUCUUUCUGGCGAAGACGAUGUCUAUGAACCCGAAACUCAAUGUCGCGCUCUUAUCAAUUUGCUCAACAACAGUGACUGGUGGAUUAACUUUACCACUAUUUCGUCGGUCAGCAGGACCAUGUCACAAACCGCAAAUGAUACUGCUAAUUUCCUCUACGUUGUUCUUCUGGCAACCGAGCUCCGGCUCCGGCUUCCCCUCAUCAAGGAUAACUCGUUCCAAUCGGCAAUCCGUGAAAAAAUAAAGGCAGAUUUGAUCGUAGCCAAAAGAUGGUGGGACGGUAUGAACCUAACGCUCAAUCCUGCUUCAUCCGGCAAUUAUUCUUGGCAUUCUCUGGUUUACGAGCAACAAACGGCUGGUUUGAUACGCUUCGCAGAAUUGAUGAACUGGCCGUAUCUAGGUUCAGUACGAUCAAAGAUUGAAACAAUCUACAGAGACCUUCGUUCUGGCGCAACUAUAAGUUCGCAAGUAUGGGAUUGGCUUUUUGGACUCUGCCUGCCUGGAAAAUAUUACAGUUUCAAGGCCAUGUCAGCCCUCACCACAUUCUCACCAGAAACCGAACGCCUGGGAACAGCUCCGUACUAUGACUCUGGCCUUGUGCUUAAAGAUAAGACCUAUUGGAGAAUUACCUCGGUUCUUGGUAGAGUCCUGGGGGCAGCACCUGGCGUAAGAGCUAGUUUGGAUUGGGUCGGCCCUUGCGCCGUGGUGGCAAGAGGAUUGCCCAAAGUGCCUGAAUGGGUCAAAGUUACGGCUCGACUCAUCCCCCAUACCGACAUAACAAGUUUUGAUGCGGAUUUGGAUAAUGCGGAUAACAUCAUACCAGCCAUUGGCGAUAAUCCAACCGCACAAGAAAUUAAUCAAGUGCUUCAGAAUUAUGAAAAUCCAUCCAACUGGAUGAUACCACUCCCACCCAACCCACUCAAACGGCCUAACGAAAAAGACAAGUACGAGAUCAUUGGUAUAGAACUCAAGAAGAACCCAGUCUCAAUUGAAGUGAGCUACGCUGAUCCUUUGGACACCACUUUUUCGGCAUCGCUCCUGAUGAAAAUUGACGGCGCCGCAGUGACCUAUAAUUUGCAUGCAAACUCUUUAUUCUUAUGUAGCCACCCAUGUACUGGAACCCACGCUGUACACAAGGAUAAGUUUUCAAAUGUACGACGGAACAUUGUAACUCCCAACGAACUGAAGGGACUAAAUGCAUGGGACGGUAUCUUGCUUGUCAAUGUCCAAGGUUCUGGUAAUGCAGAGGUGGCAGCAAGAGCUUGGUGCUCAGAGCGUGGUUGGCAUGCGUUGGUCAAACAACAAAAGACUUGCUUCUACUGUGCAUGGGAGCAGGCUCGGCAGAUACACUUACGUGUUGUGAUGUAUAGGUGA